Molecule: messenger RNA, 384 nt
Organism: Trypanosoma grayi
Lineage: Eukaryota; Euglenozoa; Kinetoplastea; Trypanosomatida; Trypanosomatidae
Product: ecotin
Exons: 1
Coding region: 1-384 (127 amino acids)
Source: RefSeq, a predicted model, not a curated record
AUGCGCAACGCACAGACUGCACGUUUGGCAGAGCACUACACCAGCAGCGGCAGCCAAAACGGGUCUGGCCGUCAGGCGCCGCCUGUGAUGAUUGAGUACAUCCUUGUUCCGGGAGCGAACCACACGGACGCCAUUAUCGAGGAAUGUCUCUGUGCGAAGGCUAGUCAUCUUGUUGAAUUCUUAUGUUACUACUCUACCAAUGAAGGGAGGCGUGUGCAGCAAUCUGACACCCCUACCGAUUCCGUGAAUGCAGAAACGUCCCUGGAAGAUGAUGAUGGCCAGAUUGUGCCGUCAAAGCACCCCGACGGGACGCUGUGGACCCCUGCACCGCACAACAAGCGGCCGCUUCUGAUACGACUGGGCAGCUAUGUUUGUCCAUUCUGA